CUCUGUAUCCGUGUGUGUUUGAAUGUAGAAAUGAGAAGCAUAGAUUUAUAGCACGUUGUGGAAGGAGCUUUAUAAAUUCCACUACACUGACUUGUGUUAGUUCAUACGGUGGAGCUGCCACAUCCAAUAUGGCGGUGACGUCAACAUAUCGCUGCAGCGGGCCAACCCACUCAGUGAAGCGUUUAUAUAUCUGUGGUGCAAACCCAGAUUGCUGUGUUGUUACUGAGGUGACUGACUUUCACAUCCAGCACACAAUAUUUGGAAGACUAUGGCAGAACUGCACGCUGAUCUGGACAGGAACAGAGAAGACUACCUGGACAAGGAGAACUUUAUGGCUCUAGCCGUACUGGUAGCUCAGAGGAGCAAGGACCCGAACACAAAGGUGGGGGCAUGUAUAGUGAACCAAGUGAAAAAAAUUGUCGGCCUUGGUUACAAUGGUAUGCCCAAUGGCUGUGAUGGCCAGCUGCCGUGGGCCAGAACUGCUGACAACCGACUUGACACUAAAUACCCUUAUGUGUGCCAUGCAGAGCUGAAUGCCAUUAUGAACAAGAACAGUGCUGAUGUGAAAGAUUGCACCAUAUAUGUGUCUUUGUUCCCCUGCAACGAGUGUGCCAAGCUUAUCAUCCAGGCAGGUAUAAGCAAAGUGAUCUAUCUUUCUGAUAAGUACCAUGACACGCCAGAGAUGGUUGCUUCAAGAAGAUUGCUGGACGCUGCACGCAUACAGUGCGAGCAGUUCCAGCCCGAAGGUAAUGAGAUUAGAAUUCCAUUUUGAUUCCAUUAACCCCUCUGGAAUGCAGAACAAGGCAGCUGCUGAAAGAGAUGAGGAGGCAGAGGAAGACUGACGAGAUUGAAAGGGACUUUGAUGCCUUUUUUCUCUAUGUCUUCUUGCCCCCUGCUUUGACCAAAGGAAAACUCAAGGAUACCUUGACUUUAGAGCCUUGAUAUUUUGAUUAACUGGAUAGUCAAGAUACUUUAAUUUGAUGCUUCGCCCUUUUUGGCUAACUCUGGUGGAAGGUCAUUCAAUUAUACUUUCACAUUUAUUCUUUUAAAACUCCCUCUGGGUUUAUGAAUACACACAGUCUUUAGUGUCUGAUUUUAAAUUCUUUCGUGUUGUGAGUUAGAUCUGGUCAUGGCUGUCUCCACAGGGGAAAACCUGAAAUCUUCCUUCCUCCUUCAAAUGAAAAACUACUAUUUUUUGCAAAAAGGUAGCCAUUGUUGGCCUUGUCUUUAUGUCCUCGGGUUAGUUACGGAGUGCAUAUAGGGUUUUUAAUAUUCCUGGUAUGGGGUUAUGGAUCUUUAUUUUAAUUACCAUUUUACUAUUGUGUUCUACAAGGUGCUGCUGUCUCUGGUUGGUCAGACAAUAUUUAUGUAAUUGGAGUGUGUUAUAUAAAAUGUCACUUUAUUUUAGAUUUCCUUCACAGUACUGAAAGGCUUUUAAAAACAUGUUGAUUUAACACAGUCUUAAACUGCUGCCAUUUAGCUGACAACAACUGAACCUUCUGCUGUUUACUGUGUAAUAUGUGUUACGAUAAAUGUAUGAGGGCCAAUUAUUUGUCUGUGUAUCAGCUACAACUAUGUACACGUGUGCUUUAGAUGACAGGGAAACACUUCUCACAAUUCUGUCUUUAUAUCAUCAUUCUUAGUUAUAACCACAUCAGUUGUCUGUGCAGUUGGAGUCAAUAAAUGUUUUGGACCGAUGCGUAUA
Acanthopagrus latus (yellowfin seabream) is the source of this 1705-nucleotide messenger RNA. RefSeq names its product deoxycytidylate deaminase-like. The coding region runs from base 269 to 772 and encodes 167 amino acids. Gene Ontology annotation, cellular component: cytoplasm. The record is from RefSeq and is a predicted model, not a curated record. The transcript is spliced from 7 exons. NCBI's taxonomy places the organism in Eukaryota, Metazoa, Chordata, Actinopteri, Spariformes, Sparidae. Gene Ontology annotation, biological process: dUMP biosynthetic process; dTMP biosynthetic process. Gene Ontology annotation, molecular function: dCMP deaminase activity; zinc ion binding.